CGGAAGGCACCGGGCGGUGGCGUCUCGCGAGGCGGUCGCCUGGUGGGGCCGCUCGGGGGGCGCUCCAGCGAGGCGGGGAGUGGGGAGGCGCUUCCCGACGGCGCUGGCCGCAGCGGCCGGGAGCCACGAUGGACCACUUCGCCUCCGAGCGCCUGGCCCGCCGAGCCUACAAGGAGCUGUGCGCGUCGGGCGGCUGCCUGGACAGGGCAGAGCUCUCCCGGCGGCUGGCGCUGGAGUUCGCCGUGACGCCGCUGGAUGCCGCGCUGCAGGACGCGCGCUGGUUCGUGCUGGCGAGCCGAGAGGAGGCCGGCUGCGAAGAGCGGGCAGUCGUGGUGGCCGCCACCCGGGCGCGGCUGUGCCAGGCGCACGGGCGCGGGCGGUGCGCGGGCGCUUGCGGGCAGCUCCACCUCUGCCGCUUCUUCGUGUACGGGGGCUGCCGGAACGAGGGCGCGAGGAAACAAUGCAAAUUCAUCCAUGACAUUUAUUCACCCCAUAACCUUGCUGUCCUAAAAGAGCAUCGACUGGAAAUCUUAAGCUCUGAUGAGUUAUGUCAACUGCUGCUUCAGAAUGAUCCUUCACUCAUACCCGAGAUAUGCACAUAUUAUAAUAAAGGCGACGGACCCUAUGGGUCUUGCAACUUUAAGAAGAUCUGUGUCAAACUGCACAUAUGUCAGUACUACCUCCAGGGACAAUGCAGAUUUGGAAGCAACUGCAGACGCUCACAUGACAUUUUAAAUCCAGACUGUUAUGAGAAACUGGAGAAAUGGGGAAUGAGCCAAGCCCUAAUUAGUAGAAUUACUGUGAUCUACAUGAAUGCAUAUGACAUCAAAAAUAGAACAUCUCCAUACAAAGAAAGAAGAGAGAGCAGUGGUCAGGUACCAGCAACUGCAAAGAUCAGCGAAGAAUCAGAUACAAUUUGCUUAUACCACAUUAGGAGAAGUUGUAGUUUUCAAGAUAAAUGUAUUCGAGUUCACUUCCACUUGCCAUAUAAAUGGCAAGUCUUUGAUGGUACCCUGUGGAAAGAUCUGGAAAAUAUGGAGAAAAUUGAACGAGAUUAUUGUGACCCAUAUAAUGAAAGAGUUUUUGUUGCUGAAAAAGGCAUUAAAAAUGUACCCAUUGAUUUCAUCCAAAUGACUUACGGCUCUGCCAAACUUAGACGCCUCUCCACAGCAUCCGCUGUCACCAAGCCGCCUCAUUAUAUUCUCACAACCAAUUGGGUGUGGUACUGGAAAGAUGAAAGUAAUAUGUGGAAUGAAUAUGGAGUUCAAACAACUGACCACGCUGUGGCAACCGUGUCCAGCUUCGACUUGGAGAAGGUGUACCAGUCCGAAGCAUGUUCAACACUCCAGUUCUCUGCUGGGAAGCAUGAGUAUGAGAUUGAUUUCAAAGCCAUGAAACAGAAAAACCUGCGGUACCGGACAGAACGAACCGUUCGUAGGCGGCCUGCAUUUAUAUCUGUAAAAGAAGCAGAGGAGAAGAAGAAAGCAAGGGCUGAGCCCUCGAAGGGAGGCGCCACGCUCAUUCCAUCUCACUGGGACCAGUCAAAAUUACCAGAAGUGGGAUAUGAGUUGAUCACCCUUUUUCCAAAUUCCAAUGAGUACAAAGAAGUCCAGGUUAGCUUUCAGCGCACAAUGCCCAAGGCAACCAUCAUGCAGAUCAAAAGAAUCCAGAAUGUGUCUCUCUGGGAAGUCUACCAGUGGCAAAAAGAGCAAAUGAAAAAAGCAAAUGAAGGAAAGGAGGUGGAUGAAAGGCAGUUAUUCCAUGGGACUAGUGAAAACCAUAUUGAUGCUAUUUGCCAGCAGAAUUUUGACUGGAGGAUCUGUGGUGUUCAUGGUACAGCCUAUGGCAAAGGAAGCUACUUUGCAAGGGAUGCUUCAUAUUCUGACAACUACAGCAGAAGCAAUUCUUCCCUCAAGACCAUGUUUCUAGCCAAAGUUUUGGUGGGGGAGUUCACAAACGGUGUAUCUGCCUUUCUGCGCCCUCCUGCUAAAGAUAGCCUUAGCACAACGUUCUACAACAGUUGCGUGAAUGACAUCCGGAAUCCAUCGAUCUUCGUUAUUUUUGAGAAGCACCAGAUUUAUCCAGAAUACCUAAUAAAAUACAGAAAUUAGGUGGAAUCUAUAGGUGUUUAUCUUUCUGCCUUGUAGGUUAUUUCCUGAAAGACUGUGUUAAGAAUCUUUUUACAUUGGGUCCACCGUGCAUUACUCAGUGAUUUUUAAAUACUUUUGAUUAAAUUGGUAUCCUAAUUCAUUGGUAAACAUUUUGUAAAGUAUGUUUAGAUAUAAGAAUAACUCUGUGUAUUACCUUAGAAGAGGCAUGGCUUGAACAAAUGUUUGUUCAAUGCUUUUUAUUUGUAAGAUUCAACUGAUUAAAAUCCUAUGAGACUGCAAUCCUGUGCCAUUCUUUGUGGCAAGUAUUUUAUCUACUAAAGCACCAGGAAGGGGUAGACAAAUUUUAGAAAUGUCUUAGAAGAAAGUGGCCUUGUGAACUGCAUUGCUGUCCAGAGCAGCUUCUCCUAACCUGGCACUUUCCGGAGGUUCUGGACUUAAAUCCCAAUGCGGGUUGCAGAGAUUCUGGGUACCACAUUCGUAACACUAUUCCAGAGCCCUAAAAUUAUUACUGAUCCAAGCAUACCACAUAUGCAUCUCUUAGAUGCACUCCAGUUGUAGUCACUAGGUUUGUGUUUCUUCUUGUAACGUAGUUUGUCAGCUGCCUUUAUCGUGAACAGUGUACAUUUCUGAAUUUUGGAUUUGUGAAAUAAAGCCCAUGCUGGAAAUGUUUUAACACUAA
This is a messenger RNA of Varanus komodoensis (Komodo dragon), 2790 nucleotides long. RefSeq names its product poly(ADP-ribose) polymerase family member 12 (gene PARP12). Bases 129 to 2111 code for a protein of 660 amino acids. The transcript has 12 exons. The record is from RefSeq and is a predicted model, not a curated record. Lineage: Eukaryota; Metazoa; Chordata; Lepidosauria; Squamata; Varanidae. Gene Ontology annotation, molecular function: NAD+ poly-ADP-ribosyltransferase activity; metal ion binding.